Molecule: messenger RNA, 735 nt
Organism: Effrenium voratum
Lineage: Eukaryota; Dinophyceae; Suessiales; Symbiodiniaceae
Source: the annotation of a GenBank genome assembly
AUGUCCGGAGCUGGCGAGCCCUCUCUUCCGAGUCUGCUCGCAGAGGUGUCGGAGCUUUUGCGCAGCAGCACAUUGAUGGAGAACAAGCGUGAGACGAUCUUUGAGCUGCUUCGACGGAGCUGCUUGAAGUCUGCAAGGGAUGGGGCGCUCGACUCUGUGAGCGACGCUGCGGCAGAAGAUGGCUGGUACUUCCUGUUGAUGAUCCGCAGGAAGAGCCCAGUACGAAAGCGCCGAGUCGAUGAGUGCCUCAAGGCGUUGUCCUCUUCGCAGAGGUGGAUGCAGCGACUCCAAACCAAGAAGCUUCAGGACUUCCUGGCGCAGGACGCCGAGAGCCAGAAGCUGCUUUGCGGCGACACGGCCGGCUCCAACCCCUUCGCGAACGCGGCGAGCGCGGCGCCCGUGUGCAGCCCCAAGGCGGCUGCGGGAACGCUGGUCUUCUCCGCGGCCUACGAGGGAGCCGUGGGAGACCAGGGACCCCCAAAAGGAGAGGGAGAGGAAGGAGCAGAGCUAAUCAGAAGUACGGUGUCACGGAGAAGAUCGGGCAAGGCGUCACCACGGCAGCCAAAAAGAGCGUGGAGUUUGAGCAGAAACACCACGUAUGGCAUCACCGAGAAGAUUGGGAGUGGUGCGAAGACGGCGUACUCCAAGGCCCGGGAGUUCGAUGAGAAGCACCAGGUCACCUCCAAGACAGCCUCCAAAAAUCCCUUCGGUGCGCCCCAGACAGCGCGAUUUUGA